Molecule: messenger RNA, 1719 nt
Organism: Lodderomyces orthopsilosis Co 90-125
Lineage: Eukaryota; Fungi; Ascomycota; Pichiomycetes; Serinales; Debaryomycetaceae
Exons: 1
Coding region: 1-1719 (572 amino acids)
Source: RefSeq, a predicted model, not a curated record
AUGACAUCAACAGAAUAUCUAUGGACUAACGACGAACUACAGCCUCAUGAGAUCCAAUCUAUAUUUGCAGAUACCACGCUAUCAUUUGUGAUCAUUUCGAAGCAUAUUGAUCGAACAUUGACUAAUUAUGUGAAAUACAUGGAACCAUGGUUGCAAUACCCUUGGAACUUUAAACAGCCAAAAUACCAAGCACUUACAUUCAAUGUUGUCGAAUAUAUCUAUGGAGAGCUCAAUUAUCAUGAAAAUGUCCUAGAUAUGGAGUUAUUUAUUGCUAUUCUAUUAGAUUUCUCUAAAUAUGAAGAUUGCUAUAUUCAUGUGUUUGAUUCAGUAACGCUCGAGCCAGUGCUAGCUACUUGUCAUGAUGAGCUUAGUGCUGAAUUACAGGAUGUAACCACUUCAAGGAAUAGAGUUUGGCUACAUGAUGGAGGAUGUGUUAUACUAAAUCGACUUAAGGACAAUGGUGGAUAUUUGCCAUUGCAAGAGGCUAUCAAGCAAAUCUUUGUUGGAGAUUAUAAACCUGAUGAGAAAUUAACCAUAGCGUUGAAAGAAAAAUGCAAUUUGGAGACGGGAUUGAGCCAUGUUCAUGAUGUGAACUUGACUUUACCUGUUCCAGUCGCAAAGCUAGCCACAGUAGAUCCAAUGAUGGUGGCCAAAAGCUUAGAAGCACUAGAAGAAGAAGAAGAGGUGAAGCCACUUGUUUUCAACGAGGGAAUGGAUGUCACUGUGCCUAUCAAUAGUGUGCAUCUUGGUGUACUAUUAGGUAUUGCUUCUGCAUCGGGAAAGCCACAAGAGUUGAGUGGGAUCGUGCUAUCAGGGCUACAAAAGUAUUAUCACGGUAAGGAGGAACCAAAAGUUCCAGACACAUUAAAACCAUCUUCGCGACUGGUACUACAGGGAGAGCUAAUCAAUAGAGGAAUAAUAUCGGAGCGUAUUCCCGAAGACACUGAAUUAGUUGAAAUGAUUGCUGAUAUAAAUGGACUGCAAAUGGGAGAUGAAGAACUGUAUGCCAAAAAUCUUCAACAAGUAUUUGAAGAAGGUAUUGAUGAUUUUGAAGAAUUAAUUGACGAGGAUGAUGAAGGUGGCGAUGAGGAAAGCGAUUUAACUGAUGAUGAAUUGAAUGAAUUUCGAUGGAAAUAUUAUGAUAUUGCCAAUGAAUGGAUACCUCGUGACCAAGUUACUCAGAAAUAUCAAGAAUUCAAAUCAUCAAUUUUGCAAACAACGAGUAAAUUCAAAGAAGAGUUUAAAAACACCGAGUUUGAGGAUUUUCCCGAAUUCAUGGAACUGGAAGUCAUUUUAGAAAUGAGUGGUGGUAACAAGUAUAACAAUGAUUCCGAUUAUCAAAGUGAUACUGCUGAGAUGUAUCAAGGUGAUAUGGCGUAUGAAGAGUAUUUGGAGUUUAAAAAUAAACUAAGACAAGAAGGUGCCAACUUCAGCGAAGAAGAGCCCGAAGACGAUGACGAAUGGGAGAAUGUUGGUGUAAAUGAGAGUGAUGAAGACGAUGAUGAAGAGCUUAUAAGUGAUGACAGUGAUGAUGAUAUUGCUAGUAGAUAUGAGCAAAGAGCAACAUUAGAAACCUUGGAUGAGGAGUCACCACUUGAAUAUGAAGAGUUAGAUCCCAAAUUGUCUAAAACGGAGAUUGAGCGACUUACAACUACAAUGAAGACACUAAAGACUAGUGAGGAUACAAAUCUCGAGCUGAAAAUAAAGAAAAAGAACUGA